AUGGCAAGAUCAGGUCAUUCCACUCAGUUGACUUCCACUUCUGGAAGACUUAGGGCGUGUCAACCACAGACACAGAAGCUCACGGACAACGAAAUUUCGGAGUUGAAAAACUACCUUCCUGAGUGGACUUCGGCGAAAAGGAAUGAGAAGCUGGGCAGUUUUCACUGCCAUAGCCAGGGCUGCCAGGCUAUUUGCUCCCAAGGUCGACCAAGCACAAUGGAAGAAGAGGAAAUGUACAAGACAUGGUUGUUCAACAACAAGAAAAAGAAGGAGAGGAAGGACAUGAUAAAGUAUGGGAGGAAAUGGACUCCUAGGCAGGUGAUCUACCAGCAGAAGCGGGAGGAGGUGCUGAAGAGGAUCGAGGACGAGUCCGGGGCAAAGCCAGGAGGUCCCGGUAUGUUCAAGUAUUAUCAGGCGGCUGUAAAGAGAGUCAUGACUGAAUUGUCCGACGACGAGUUGGAGAAGGCGAAGGACACAGCCGAAGAAUGGUCGAACAACUUUCCGCCUCCCGAGAUACAAGCACAAGUGGCUCGUAAGAAGGGACCGGCAUAUAUGGAGCACUUUUCGAAGGAGAUGUGGAGGCAAUGCAGGGAUGAGAGUAAUGAACAGGGCGAGGUGCUGUUCGGGAUGCACGAUGAUAACGAGGCAUUAGGAGAUGGGGACAGUUUCAUGAAGAUGAAGGAGUGGGAGGACAUCGAGCCAGUUUGGCAGGAGUACGCACAGGAACAAUUCGACAUCACCGAAACGAAACUCGAGGAGAAGAAAGCCAUAGUCAGAGCAUUUCUUACAUCGCACUAUCGUAUCUGUUCCGGGAUUGACAAGGCAGUUGUGCCAUGGAGCGCCAUCGUACAAAGUCAGGAUGACUUUGUGGCAAGAAAGUAUGUUCUGGCGGAUGUAGACUUGAAGGAGCCAUCGAAGUUGCAACAUUGGGACACGACCGCCUUACUGACUUUCUGGUAUGCUCGGCAGGAGAAAGGCAAAGGUCCAACAUUCCUGUUCAAAGCAUGGAAGAACAGAGAUGGGGACAUGGUAGCCUCGGUUGUAUCCUGGAAUUCACCGUCUCAUCGGACUCAUAAAGUCAGAAGAGAUAUGAUCCGAAGGCCUCGGAAUUCGGAGACCGAAACUGACAGUGAUCCCGAGAGUGAGCCCGAGGGUGACACUCAUGAUAUGGAGGAUGAUGCUGGUGAUGACGCAGCGGAAGGUAGAUCCCUGCAAAAGAGACCCAGAACAGAGCCUGGUCCUUCGACAGCACAUGAAGGAACCGCUGUCCCACGUGCAAUUCCAAAGCCUCGCCCGGUCAAUGCAGGGAAACUGGUGCACUGCUUACAUCACGAAUGGGCGACCUCCCGGCUGGACUGA
Molecule: messenger RNA, 1359 nt
Organism: Suillus paluster
Lineage: Eukaryota; Fungi; Basidiomycota; Agaricomycetes; Boletales; Suillaceae
Exons: 6
Coding region: 1-1359 (452 amino acids)
Source: RefSeq, a predicted model, not a curated record